AUGACGACGACACAAUUUUUAGUUAUCGGUAUUCCAGUUGCCGAGAGAAAAACUGACUACAUUAUAUCAACGCUUUCUUCCUUGUUUGGGAAAUUAGACGGAUUAUCACAGAGAAACUUAAAUGUCACUGAACGAAAUUACAGGAGAGAGAUCUUGUUUCUUGUUAUGUUUGCUACAAUGCAAAUCUCAUCCACUUUCGUGCGGAAUAAAACCGCGGAAAUUCAAGAGAAAUUUGCAAGCGAAAUUACAAGCGGUAUGCUCCAGGUAUGUGACAUUUUUAUGCCACUUGAUAUUUUUGCCUCGAAUUUUUGCUUUUUUGAUUUUUUGUUGGUUUUAAUUCACGAAAAAUACCAUGAUUAG
Messenger RNA from Cooperia oncophora, 360 nucleotides. The record is from the annotation of a GenBank genome assembly. NCBI's taxonomy places the organism in Eukaryota, Metazoa, Nematoda, Chromadorea, Rhabditida, Trichostrongylidae.